AUGUGUGAUGAAUUCCAGAAGAAGCUUAAGCAGUCUAUAUUCCUCGUCUUUGAGAGCGCUCUGGCAGAGGACAGAGACACUUCUCAGGAGUCUGACUCUGCUGUAGCUGUGCAGAGUAGUAGCACAGUUUUCACCAAACAGCUUCGCUGUGUCCAACGUUACCAACUGAUCACUCAUGAACUCCUGCAGAGGCAUCCCAGUGGCUCAUCUGGAGAAUGCAGCAAGGACACAGACAGUGGAUCUGAUGAUAACAGCACUGCAUCUGAACCACCUUCGGAUGAUGGGAUUAGAAGUGAAGUACGAACAGCCUAUCUGGUCAUCUACUGUGUGAUAUCGGUGGUUGGGAUGGUGGGCAACGGUCUAGUCAUCUACGUGACAGGCUUCAGGAUGAAGAGAACAGUCCACUCAAUUUGGUUUCUCAACUUGGCCCUGGCUGACUUCCUUUUUACAGCCUUCCUGAUUUUCUAUACCAUUAAUCUCUCUCAAGACUUCCACUGGACAUUUGGACUUUUCAUGUGCAAGCUCAACAACUUUGUGAGUGUUGUCAAUAUGUUUGCCAGUGUAUUUUUUCUGAUGGCCAUAAGUCUGGAUCGUUGCCUGUGCACCUGUGCAGUGGUAUGGGCACGAAACAAUCGUACUGUUUGCAAAGCUCAACUCGUAAGUGUUGUUAUCUGGUUGAUGGCUAUGAUCUGCAGCAUCCCUAAUGCCACUUUUCUUAAACUUGAGGAGUAUAAUGGGAAGACUGACUGUUACACAGACAUUACACAGACGUUGAUUCUUGAUAUUUUUCGGUUUAUUACGGCCUUCCUCAUCCCAUUCCUGGUAAUAACAGCAUCUUAUGUGACCAUAAGUGUUCGUACAAGGCGCCUGCAAAGUGAAAGGAAACAGAGAUCUCGUCGAAUCAUUCUCUCUGUCAUUCUUGCAUUCUUCGUGUGCUGGUUUCCCGAUCAUGUUUUGAGGUUUUUAGACUUCAGUACUCCUGAUAACCCAGACCUGGAAGUCAUUUUUGAACAUGGAUAUCUUCUGACUACGAGUCUGGCUUUUCUGAACAGCUGCCUGAACCCCAUUCUCUAUGUUUUCAUGUGUGAUGAAUUCCAGAAGAAGCUUAAGCAGUCUAUAUUCCUCGUCUUUGAGAGCGCUCUGGCAGAGGACAGAGACACUUCUCAGAAGUCUGACUCUGCUGUACCUGUGCAGAGUAGUAGCACAGGCACUUCUUUUAUCUUGACAGAAAGCAGAGUUGACGCAAUUGAGGAGAGAGAGAUACUGAGCACUGAAUAA
Scomber japonicus (chub mackerel) is the source of this 1278-nucleotide messenger RNA. RefSeq names its product chemerin-like receptor 1. The coding region runs from base 1 to 1278 and encodes 425 amino acids. The record is from RefSeq and is a predicted model, not a curated record. Gene Ontology annotation, cellular component: plasma membrane. Gene Ontology annotation, biological process: complement receptor mediated signaling pathway; inflammatory response; phospholipase C-activating G protein-coupled receptor signaling pathway. The transcript has 4 exons. NCBI's taxonomy places the organism in Eukaryota, Metazoa, Chordata, Actinopteri, Scombriformes, Scombridae. Gene Ontology annotation, molecular function: complement receptor activity; G protein-coupled receptor activity.